CUGUGUUUGGCAGCUUCGAGGGUGCCGCAACAUGAGUACGGGUGGAUCUGGUGAUGGAGGGAAUGGUGGCGGAGGCGAGAACUGGAAUGGGGGAGGUGGUCCUGGGGGUAACAACGGAGCAGGCAACGGCGGCUGGCAAGGGGGGAAUAAUGGAGGUGGUAACGGUGGUUGGCAAGGAGGGAAUAACAGCAAUUUUAGUGGAGGGAAUGGAGGAGGGAACGGAGGAGGUAAUUGGAACGGUGGAGGUCCCGGUAAUAACGGGAAUGGGAAUUGGGGUAACGGGAACGGCAACGGGUGGAAUAAUGGAGGUGGGAAUGGAUGGAAUGGGAAUGGUUGGAACUGGAAUGGUAAUGGAGGUGGCGCGUGGAACUCGAACGGCGGAAACGGGAAUGGAGGCCGUGGUAACGGGAUGGGGGGAGGUAACGGAAAUAACGGAGGAGGUGAUUGGAAGCGCUCUGCAAAGUGCUAUAAUUGUAACCAGUCAGGGCAUAUUAGCCGCGAGUGCAACGCACCUCGGCAGUGGAAUCAACAAGGAGGAGGGAACGGUGGGCGGACGAUUCAGGAUGGAGCAAGCAGCUCAUGUACGACGAAUGAACCCAUCGCAACGACGGGACUGAGCAGCUCAUGUACGACGAAUGAACCCAUCGCAACGACGGGACUGAGUAAAGACUUGGAAGAAUCUUUAAAGAGAGUUUGUUUGUACAUGAAUCUGAAGAUCGAGAGACAAGAGAGACGGGAGGCAGAGGCGAGAGUAGCAGAAGAAACGAAGAAGCGAGAUGAAGCAGAACGAGUACCAAAGGAGGAGCAAGCGAGAGUGGAGUUGGCCAAGAAAAAAGCCAAGGAAGAUAAGGAAGCCAAGCGGGAGUGGAAGUUGGAACAACUGCUAGCGAAACAAAAGCAGACGCUGCGAGAGGAGUUUGAGAUUAUGUUCGAACGACGGUUAAGAAACGCGAUUUUGUCGCAAAAAGCAGUCAAAGGGAAGAGUAAGAUGGAGUCUAGUGAGGAGGAAAACGAAGAGGAGGAUCGCUUGGAAAAGCGAAAACGACAACCGGCGGAAGCCUUCUUGGUGAACCCGCCAGAGGAGUCACCUUCGAAGGUCGGGAAAGCGAGUUCAUUGGCCCCUAUGAGGGCUAUGAACGAAAGAUCACUAAGGUUAGGCGUCCCUCGGAGAGGAGCAAGAGCCGCAACUUUAGGUUAUCCGUAUACGUACUCCCCGUUUCGGGAAGGAGCGCCAUCCGCAGAAGAUUACAACACGACCGUCGCCUUCAGGAAGGCCAUCCGCAAGUUCCUCAACAAGAAAGGGAAGCCUAUGAUUGAAGAGAUGUGUCGUGAAGACGGUAUUGUGUAUCGGGGGAGACCGGAAGCUGUGGACAAACUGGUUGAGAUUCGAGUCGUGUACUUCAGCACCGAGAGCAGUCAGCCGCCAACAGCUGCACCAAGACAAACCACCCCCCGGCAGCGUGGUGGGAAAGUGGUUAUCCGUGAAGUACGGGAUACGCUGCGCGAAUUAGCGCCUGAACCUCCUUCGGAUGAAGCUGCCAGCGAUCCCCAUGCUGACUGAACGAUGAAGCGUGUUACGUAAGUUCCUGUAUAUACGUAAGAUCUUUAAUGCUUAUCCGAUUAUUGGAUCUAAAUCCCUACGAGA
Chara braunii is the source of this 1645-nucleotide messenger RNA. The record is from the annotation of a GenBank genome assembly. Lineage: Eukaryota; Viridiplantae; Streptophyta; Charophyceae; Charales; Characeae.